This is a messenger RNA of Miniopterus natalensis, 1261 nucleotides long. RefSeq names its product cathepsin L (gene CTSL). Gene Ontology annotation, molecular function: cysteine-type peptidase activity. Lineage: Eukaryota; Metazoa; Chordata; Mammalia; Chiroptera; Miniopteridae. The record is from RefSeq and is a predicted model, not a curated record. Gene Ontology annotation, biological process: proteolysis.
AUGAAUCCUUCAUUCUUCUUGACUACCUUUUACUUAGGAAUAGCUUCAGCUGCUCCAAAACUUGAUGGGAGUUUAGAUGCGCAAUGGAACCAGUGGAAGGCGACACACAGAAAACUAUAUGACUUGAACGAAGGAUGGAGGAGAGCAGUGUGGGAGAAGAACAUGAAAGUGAUCGACCUGCACAACCGGGAGUACAACCUGGGGAAGCAGGGCUUCACCAUGGCGAUGAAUGCCUUUGGGGACAUGACCAACGAAGAAUUCAGGCAGGUGAUGAAUGGCCUUCAAUACCAGAAGCACAAGAAAAGGAAAGUGUUCCGGGAACCUCUCCUUGCCGACAUGCCCCCAACUGUGGACUGGAGGGAGGAAGGCUAUGUAACUCCUGUGAAGAAUCAGGGUCACUGCGGUUCUUGUUGGGCUUUUAGUGCAACUGGUGCCCUUGAAGGACAGAUGUUCCGGAAAACUGGCAAACUUAUUUCACUGAGUGAGCAGAACCUUGUGGACUGCUCUCAGGCUCAAGGCAAUAUGGGCUGCCGUGGUGGCCUAAUGGAUAAUGCCUUCCGGUACGUUCAGUCCAACGGAGGCCUGGACUCAGAGGAAUCCUACCCAUAUCAGGCAAUGGUUGGAUCCUGUAAAUACAGGCCUGAGGAUUCUGUUGCCAAUGACACUGGCUUCGUGGACAUCCCUCAGCAAGAGAUGUCCCUCAUGAAGGCAGUGGCAACUGUCGGGCCCAUCUCUGUUGCUGUAGAUGCAAGCCACAUUAGCUUCCAGUUCUAUGAAGAUGGCAUUUAUUAUGAUCCACACUGCAGCAGCGAAAACCUAGAUCAUGGUGUCCUGGUGGUUGGCUAUGGCUUUGAAGGAGAAUUGAAUAAUAAAUAUUGGAUUGUCAAGAACAGUUGGGGUAGAGCUUGGGGCAGGAAUGGCUACAUAAAGAUGGCCAAAGACCGGGACAACCACUGUGGAAUCGCUACGGCGGCCAGCUAUCCUACUGUGUGAGGUGACGGUGAGAAAGACAGACUUGAUUGAGAGCAGGAUAUCCAGAAGAGGAAUUUUAUCUUAAAACUGACCACGUUUUACAUAAUGGGAUAAAAUACUUGAACCUUGAAGAUCCAAGUUGUGAUUUGACUUCUGUGAUGUUUUACACUGGUAAAGCGUUACCACUUCUUUAAUUACUGCUGUAAACAGCUUGUAUGAUUGAUUUGCUUAAUAACAAUGUUUUAUAGGUAUGUAUAAAGUUUUACCUUUUAAAAUAAAACUUAAUUGU